Messenger RNA from Nerophis lumbriciformis (worm pipefish), 1170 nucleotides. The record is from RefSeq and is a predicted model, not a curated record. NCBI's taxonomy places the organism in Eukaryota, Metazoa, Chordata, Actinopteri, Syngnathiformes, Syngnathidae.
AUGGGAAACGCGCCAGAAGACGGCAUGAACAUGGUGAUUGUUGCCCACUACAACAACUCGGGCAAGUGGGAGCGAUCCCGCGGUGGGAACGCAUGCAAGACUGCCGUGCUGCUCCUCAUCUGCGUUCUCAUUGUCUUGGAGAACCUGACUGUCCUGCUGGCGCUGUGGAGGAACAAGCGCUUCCACAGCCGCAUGUACUUCCUCAUCGGCAACUUGGCGCUAUCUGACCUUCUCGCCGGCGUGGCCUACGUGGUGAACAUCUUCACCUCAGGGAGCCGGACCUAUUUUCUGACGCCAGCCCAGUGGUUGGCACGAGAGGGGAGUAUGUUCGUGGCCCUAAGCGCAUCCACUUUCAGCCUCUUAGCCAUUGGGAUUGAGCGGCACAUGACCAUGGUGCGACUGCGCCCGUGUGAGACGGCGAGCCGCGGCCGCCUCUUAGGCCUCCUGGCGGCUUGUUGGCUGGUGUCAGUGCUGCUCAGCGCCUUGCCCAGCCUGGGUUGGAACUGCUUGGACAACUUUGGCUCCUGCUCAACCGUGCUGCCGCUAUACGCCAAGAGCUACGUGGCAUUUUGCAUCAGCAUCUUCAGCGCCUUGCUGGUGGCCAUCAUCAUCCUCUACAUCCGGAUUUAUCGUCUGGUGACAUCAAGCGGGCGCAGGGUCAGCAGCAGGCCUUCGGAGUGUUCCCUGGCCCUGUUGAGGACCGUGGUGAUUGUUCUCGGGGUGUUCGUGGUGUGCUGGUCGCCCCUCUUCUUGCUCUUGCUCCUGGACGUGGGCUGCACUCCCGAUGGGUGCCCGGUUCUCUACGAGGUGGACUGGUUCAUCGCCUUGGCCGUGCUCAACUCGGCCCUCAACCCUCUCAUCUAUACGCUGUCCAGCAGGGAGAUGAGGGCCGCCUUCUUCCGCCUGCUCUGCUGCUGCCAGAGCGCCAUAGAGUCCACUGGGACACCCGCAGCGGGUAACCCCAACCUGGGGACCGCGGGGCCCACCGCAGAGAACAGCAAGAGCAGCAUGGGGGGCGGGGGAGGAAUGGGAAAGACCAACUUGAACAGAGGUGUGAACGUGGACGUGAAGCACGGGGAUCCCUCCGCCACCGCACUGCCUCACCCGGCAGGACCUGCCGAGCUACUGUCGGCAGUACUGGUGAAGGCGGGGGCCCUCAGCAAGUUCUGA